This is a messenger RNA of Phycomyces blakesleeanus NRRL 1555(-), 1707 nucleotides long. RefSeq lists its product as hypothetical. The record is from RefSeq and is a predicted model, not a curated record. The coding region runs from base 1 to 1707 and encodes 568 amino acids. The transcript is spliced from 6 exons. Lineage: Eukaryota; Fungi; Mucoromycota; Mucoromycetes; Mucorales; Phycomycetaceae.
AUGUUUAACAGAGAUUGGGGAAGCUUGUGCAGUCAACAACCCACCAACAUUACUGCUGAAGAAGCCAAAGCAACUGGUAUUAAGUUGUGUUUUUCUCAGAAGUAUUCCUGUCAUCGUUGGGGAACCUAUGAAUCUAAGGCAGCUUUGCGUGUGGUUCAAAAGCAAACAAAGAAAAACAAGUGUUCUGCUCUUCUUCAUGUGAAAGGAUUCUUUAAGACACCUGAGUUUUAUGAAUUUGUUGUUACAAAAGAUCAUGCAGAGUAUACUCCUGGUGAUAUGCGUAGUGAUAUUUGCACCCUUCCUCUUGCAAAGAAAUAUCUUCAUGAGUUGGCUCAGCAAUUAGAACAGUCGUCAAAAUCUACUAGUCAAAUUAGAAUUGAUAUGUUGAGAGCUGUAGAUCAAUAUGGUAGAAAGUCUGAAAGAAAAGUUAACUAUUAUGAUAUCUGGAAUUUGAUGAACAAAAUCAAUAAAAAGCUGUAUCAUUUUGACAAAGACCAAAUGACUUCUUUCUUAAUCUGGAUGAACAACAAACUUCCUGCCUUAAACUUCAACAUCUUUAAGGCAAACACUUCCUAUUCUCCAGAUCCAUCGGCCUUUGCAUAUGGUUUUAUGUCACCCGUUCAGCAAGAAAAAAUGAAAACCGCAACUUCUUUCUGUUUGGAUACUACUCAUGUAAUCUCUAGCAACGUGAAUGAGAUUCUUUAUACCCUUUUGGUGCGUGAUGAAGAUAUUGGUAGAGGAUGGCCUGUUGCCUUUAUGGUAACCAAUGAUCAAGGUUUCUUGAAGAGAUCUUCUUUGCUUGUUGACUCAAAGCAAUUUACUAUUGAUUGUUGUGCAGCAGAAGUUCACGCCAUUCAGACAACUUUCCCUGCAACAUCCAUUCAAUUUUGCAUCUUCCAUGUAACCCAAGCAUGGAACCAAAAGUUAUCUGACAGUGUGAAGAUUCCCAGAUCCUUACCAUCAGAGGCACGAAUUUUACGCGGUGUGAUGAUGAAGUCUCUGCAAGAGAUCAUUUAUGAAGAAGACAUAGACAAGUUUCGUCAUAAAAUUGUACAGUUUAAAGAAGACUUUGACGACCAAGAAAGCUUCUUGGAUUACUUUGAGAGAAACUGGUGCACAGAAGCAAAGUUUAAGAUCUGGAUUUUCAUGAAAAGAUCUAGAAACAAGAGACUUAAUAAGCUUGUUAUUGUUUUAGUACAUGAUGUUGAGUAUUUUCUCACCCAAGAAUAUGAACAUGUCAUGUCAAACAAUAGUCCAAUGAGUUCUUUUACUAGACAACAAAGAAUACGUGAGAUGGAAGCUGAAGAAGUUGAUGAUGAUGACAGGAAAAUGAUGAUUGUUGCUCCUGGUACUGCAGAAGAUGUAAAUUUGCAAGUUUGGUCAUUUGUAAAUGAGAAUAGAGCAUAUGUCGUUCAGAUUGCAGAGCCAAACUUGAUUAUUUUGUGCACUUGCUUUGAUUAUCAGCAAAGAUAUAAAUCUUCCACAAUCACACCAACUAUCAGUCAUACAUCUGCUUUUAUACAGCAAUGUAUUGACAUCAAUCAAACACUUUGGUAUGCAAAUCAAGAUCUACUGACUAUGCAACAGUAUAUGACUGAAGAUGAUGGUCAGACUUUGUUUGAUGCAUAUCAACGCUCUCUACAAGUCUUUCAGUCUAUAAAAAACAAAUAUAAAGUUCAUCUUUGCAGAUCUCAUACACAAGAAUAA